GUUCAUGCCGCUUGAUAUGAACUUGGCUUAGAACGGCCAGCGGACUAAUGCGGUCUUGCGGAGUCAUCUACAACAUCUCCGCAUAUGGGUAUCCCCGCUGCAGCACAGACAAACCCAUGCUCAACUCCUUUGAGAACCAUGAAUUAGGGCAUGACGAGCACUGGGUCAGAGAAGAUUCGACGAUAAUCGUCUUCUGCAUUCAUCCGUGCACCUUGCUCGAUGCGCGGCCUGGUAUGUUCGCCAGGUCGCCCAUAACGGCUAAUGGCGUAUGAACCCUCGAAGCUCAGGAGAGUAAUCUUACCUCGUACCAAGGCCCCAAGCAUGAUUAGAGGGCAUGCAAGCGAAAUGCCAGCAUUUGGCAGCCCCACGUUGCGAUAUAUAGAGAUUCCUCCUGAGAGAAGGUCUUUUCUCCUCACCGACAACCGCUGUUGCGGACCACCUUCAUUCACACUCGUUUAGUUUGCUCUACAUUCGUUUUGGAGCCAACACCAUGGUGUCCAAAACUGUCACUCGUUCUUUGUUAUGCUUGGCCACUGUGGCCUCUGCACUGCCCAAGGGUGGUGAGGAUGGCAACAAGCAGCCAGAAUGGUUUCAGCGCAAUCUGAAGGCCAUUCAGUCGGUUUACGACUCGACUGUCUCUCCAGCAAACUCCGCAUCGGCCAAGCAAGGCAGGAAGGCAGUCCGUGGCCUCUUCGCGCCCGACGCGAUUGGACGUGUCAAUCCUGACGGCAAGUUCGCAGACUUCGAAGAUUCGAUCGAGGACUUCUUUGCACUGGCUCCUGCUCCAAAGAUCAACGCUGCCAGCACAGAGGGAACAUACGAGGCCGAGAUCGUCGACUUUGUCUCAGACUGCCCUGAUGUUGCUUCCUCGUUGGUCUACUUCCGUCCCGCAGCCGAGGAGAAGAAGGUUGCGUCCGAUGCUCACCGCACUCUCCGUCGUCGUACUUCCAACGACGAUAUCGUGCUCUCCCAAGUCGCCUUCUGGCGUUUCAACGGCGCUGGCGAGAUCGAAAAGUUCCAGGCUUGGCUUCCAGAUCUUCAGGCGUGGGCAGAUGAAGAGGCCGCGCCUGAGCACGGUUUCACCUGCUCCACUUCUGCUGUCCGUCACUCCAAGCGAGGUGAUCAUCCGUCGUCUUACGAGGAGAAGCCGACUCAGCAGUCACCACCAACGCCACCUAAGCCAGACACGCCAAAGCCAGACACGCCAAAGCCAGACUCGCCAAAGCCAGACUCGCCAAAGCCAGACUCGCCAAAGCCAGACUCGCCAAAGCAAGACACCCCACCGACGCACGAUACUCCAAAGCAGAAGUCCUAUGGUGAAGAGGACCAUCCUGACAAGCCUCACGAAGACUCCCCAACGCCACCCAAGCCUGAUACUCCGAAGAAGCCUGACACUCCUGCACAGCCAUACGGCGGCAACAAGCAGCCUGAGAAGCCAACUGAGAAGCCUCCAACGUCGCCUAAACAGGAUACGCCACCUUCUCCGCCGCACAGUCAGCCCCCAACGUCCCCUCAGGCACCAUCUGGGUACGGCGCGAGCGCCGCUCUUCCAGCUGCUCAGCAAAAUGCAGGCUCAAGCCCAUCUAAGCCCCCGACUGGACCAUCACAAGGACAAGGCCAGGGCCAAGGAACGGUUCCACCUCCAAACAUGAACGCUCAACAGGGUGCGUCCGGUCCUGGAUCUCAGCAUGGCCCGCCCACUCCGCUGAACGGCGCUCCAAGCACUCAGUCUCAGCAAAACGCUCAGAAUAGCAUGCCUGGCGCUUCCAAGUCCAACUCUGAGAAUGACAUGGACUCAAUGAUGCCUCCACAGAACGGCAUGAGUGGUCCAUCCGGCGCUUCAAGCGGCAUGGCUCCAGGCAGCGGCAGUUUGAGCAACGCCCUCGGUCAACAGAGUGCUCAGCAACCUGGCAUGGGUCCAGGAGGGAUGGGUCCAAACAGCAUGAGCGGUUCUCUCGCUCAACAGAAUGCUCAGCCCAACUCUGCUUUCCCUCCACAGAAUGCGCAGCAACCCGGCAUGGGUGGUGCACCGAGUCUACAAGGCGCGACGGGCCCAAGCGGCUUUGGAGGCCAAUCUGGCGGCUCUAACAGCUACGCUAUGAACUCGCCAUCUUGGCCACAACAGGCCGACGGCGCCGGAUAUGGAUCGCCUCAGUUUGAUCCUAACCAAAUGGCUGCUCAACAGUUCGGUGCAUCGCAGAUGCAGCAAGGACAGAUGCCAGGUCAAGCUCCUCAGGGAUUUGGUGCUUCUGGCUCUGCUCCUAAUUUCCAACGCCGUGCAGAGGCUGGCGCUUGGGGCACGAAGUCUACAGCUCAGCAGAUCCCAGGUUCUGGCUCGCCAAUGGGUGCUUCGCCGAUGGGUGCAUCUCCAAUGGAUGCUUCGCAACUUGAUGCUUCGAAUAUGGACGAUUCGGAAAUGGACAACACACCUCAGUCGUUGAAUGCGCCUCCAUCGGCAAAUAUGCCUCCGAAUGCAAACGCAGCUCAAGCUAUGAAUGGCCAGCCUCCAAUCGUUCCUGGCAUCUCUGACAUUCCGGGUGCCGGUCAAGCCAAUGGCGGACCAGGAACGCAAAAGAAUCCUGCUGCUCAAGCUGCUGCAAACGCCAUGAAUCCUGGCGCUCUCGGUCCAGCUCAAGGAGGUCCAUUGGCUCCCGCUCCGGGCGGCUCUGCUGGUGCUGGAUCUGCUCAGUCAUACGGUGCAAAGAACUUACCACCCCCUCAGCCUCAGCCUCAGUCCUACGAGUCUAAGAACUUACCACCCCCUCAGCCUCAGCCUCAGUCCUACGAGUCUAAGAACCUCCCGCCCGCUCAGCCUCAGCAACCGCCUCAGCAACCUAAGCAGCCUCAACCACCUCAGCCUCAGCAGCCUCCAUCAUCGUAUCCGGCCAAGAACCUUCCGCCGCCGCAACCGCAACCCCAGCCUCCGCAACCACAAUCGUACGAGUCCAAGAACCUUCCUCCGGCCCAGCCGUCUCAGCCAAAAGGCUAUGGCAAUUCAGGAUCUGGCUCCCCAAUGCCAUCGAACGGACAGCAGCAGCAGCAAGGCCCUCCUUCAACAAACUCCGGAAGCGCUCCAAAUGGCGCAUCUGGACCGAGUAACUCUCAACACGGGCCUGGAAGCGGCCCGAACACCCCACCCGGAUUGAACAAUAACGUCCCGCAAAGCAGCGGUCCUGGCGCUACCAACAGUGGCGCUCAGAAUGGCGGUCCUGGAGCAAGCAAGGGUGGCCUUCCAAACAGCCCAACGGGCUCGAAGGGCGGUCAGCUCCCGAACGCAGCAGGAGCUAACAAUGGCAUUCCUCAGAACGGCCCUGGCGCGAACAACGAAGUCGUUCCCCAGAGUGGUAGUGGUAUGCCUGGGUCCGGCAAAGGUCAGGGAGGCUCUGGAGGUUAUGGUACUCAAAGCCAGAGUGUUUCGGGCAACGCACCCGGUGCUCCUGGUGCUCCGAACGGCAUUCCCCCGCAGAACCGUCCCAAUGGCCAAGGCACUCCUCCCAAUGGCAUGCCUCCUCAAAUUCCAAACGGCAUGGGAGCGCCGACCAACGGCCAAGGCCUUGAUGGUAGCUUCGGUGGUCGAAGCUCCUCUGGCAGCCUCAGUGCUCCUCCAAACGCAAUGCCUCAAUCUCAAAAUGGCAUGGGCCAAGCUCCACCAUUCGGUCAAGCCCCCGGACAAGGACAGAUGCAGGGCCCAGCAGGAAGUCAAGGACCUCCAGGCGCAGGACCACAAGGACUCGGCUCUCAAGGCGGAGCAGGUCAGCCAGGAUCGUACGGUGCCACAAACCUUCCUCCAGCGCAACCAUCUCAGCCUAAGCCAUACAUGCCAGCUCCACAGGGCGGAUAUGGUGGUGCGAACUUGCCACCAGCUCAAGGAGGCCAGGGCAUCCCACCUCAGCAAGGCGCUGGCCAGGGCAUCCCACCUCAGCAAGGCGCUGGCCAAGGCAUCCCACCUCAGCAGGGCGCUGGCCAAGGCUUCCCAGGACAACAGCCGGGAGGUGCUCCAAACUUCCCCGGACAGCAACAGCCAGGCGGUGGUAUGCCAAACUUCCCACCUCAACAGGGUGCUGGUCAGGGCUUCCCACCUCAGCAGGGCGGCUUCCCACCAUCACCAGUGCCUCCACAGAGUUACGGCGGACUGCCAAACAACGCUCCCGCAGCUUACCCUCCGCCUCCCGCUCAAAGGCCACCUCCGAGCUACGGUCAACCAAGCUAUCCUCAGCCUCCACCGCCGAGCUAUCCACCGCCAGCGCCACGACCGGCUUCCUACGCUCCUCCACCAGCUGCGUACCCUCCUCCUCCUCCUCCCGUUGCGUAUCCGCCACCACCUGCAUACGGCCUUCCUCCGGUCCCCCUCGGAGCAGGUUUCCCAUUCAACAAGCCUCUCGACACGAACUCGAUCACCGCACCUGGUUUCCCGUUCAACAACCAGGCCCCCGCUCCUGGCGCCGGUGGCGCUGGUCUCCUGGGAGUCCUUCGUAUCUAGACCACUCAGAGACACCGAGCCUACCCAGCAGCAGCUUCAGAGACACAGUAGCACCGGACCUAAUAAUUGGAUCCUCGUCGACAGCUGACAAGACAAGGUCACGAAGAGACUUCGCUCUGGUUGCUCUGCUGUAUCUCGCGCUGCUAUGCUGGGAUAGUUCGAGGCUUUCGGGCUCGUUCAUCUCUGUUUUUCAUUUCGUACACAACACACAAAGCAAAGCGACAAUUUACAUUGUUGUAUUUAGGGUGAUUAAUGUAAUCGCGUUGAUGAAGGAUGAG
Messenger RNA from Cercospora beticola, 4758 nucleotides. Lineage: Eukaryota; Fungi; Ascomycota; Dothideomycetes; Mycosphaerellales; Mycosphaerellaceae. The record is from RefSeq and is a predicted model, not a curated record.